AUGGCAUAUCAACGGAACGAUCCCUCCCGUAGUUAUACCAAUAUACCUGAGCUCACAUCAUCUCAGAUAUUCACACCUCCUCUACCACCACAGGCACAUCAAUACGGUGGUUAUCAAAGCCCCCAAUCCCCCACAACCACAAUACGGACAAAGACCCCACCGGCGCCGAUACGGACAAAUAUACCUUACGGAUCAGGUUUUCCGUUACAAUUCGCAGCUCCUCCCCGGACACCAACACACGCGCCACAGGCAACCUCAACAUUUAUUCCUUCUGCAAAUACUAUCGAUUACGCACAGGCUGGGUUUGCCGCUCCUCCACUAACACCACUCCGUUCUGCACCUUCGGCACACUCUCUGCAUUCGCUAGCUUCGAAGAGUAACGAUAAUUUAUAUUAUCAUUAUUACCAACCAGAACCUAUCCCACCGGUUCCUCAGAUCCAGGAUAUCCACGUCUUCAACCCAUCCGCAAAGGAUAAUUCGCUGUACGCCUAUAACACAGAAGUAAACUCUGAAGUCGCCCGUAGAAAACGAAAAGAAGCAAUGUCUGGAUACGCGCAAGAUCCAUCUCAACCACAGCAGCAGGGAAUCCCGUUGCAGAACGUGGCGCCCGGUGGCCCUGAAUAUGGACAAACCAUGACUUUCGAUCCCCCACCGACCCAACCGUUAGAUCGUGCGCCGGAACAACCGCAGCCAAUGGAAUACCAACCACCAGCACAAUUUGACAAUGGCGCGAGCCAACCACAUGCGCCGGGACAAAUCGCGCAUCCAAACCAGAUUUUUGGUGCUCAGGAGUACAAGUAUGGGUUCUGCAGCUGUUUUGGCGACAUUGGUUCUUGUUGUCUCGGAUGCUGGUGUCCAUGCAUGCUCUACUCCAAGACGCAUCACAGAUUAAAGACCGUCCCAGACUCCAACCUUGAUGCAUACGGCUCCUGUAACGGUCACUGCGUCCUAUUCUGUGCUUUGGCCCCUGUCAGCUGGGUAUUCACUAUGCUCCAGAGAACCCGAAUCAGGGAGCUUUACCAAAUCAAGGGAUCUCCAAUCGGAGACUGCGCAAAGUCGUACUAUUGUCCCGUCUGCACGCUCGUUCAAGAUGAAAGAGAAAUCAAGGAACGAGAGGAUGAGAAGAGACGGUGCGCUGGCCCCGGAAGCGGAGUCGUCGGCGAGCAAGGUUACAAGAAGCCAGAGAAGAUGGCGUAUCAGAGGAGCUCUGUUAUCGGUUGA
Messenger RNA from Orbilia oligospora ATCC 24927, 1221 nucleotides. RefSeq lists its product as uncharacterized. Lineage: Eukaryota; Fungi; Ascomycota; Orbiliomycetes; Orbiliales; Orbiliaceae. Bases 1 to 1221 code for a protein of 406 amino acids. The record is from RefSeq and is a predicted model, not a curated record. The transcript is spliced from 2 exons.